CCGAAGAAACGAUGUGAGAGGGGCCGGGGACGGCGGCCCCAGGACCGGCCCUGCAGGACCCAGCCCCCGCCGGGCCUCCUCGCCGACCUCUGACCCCGCAGGCCGUCCCGCCCGCCCCGCCCCGCCCGGGCUCGGGGGGUCCCCCGGGGGGCAGCGAGCCUCAGCAUGUCGGGCCAGUCCAUCACCGACCGCAUCACCGCCGCCCAGCACAGCGUCACCGGCUCGGCCGUGGCCAAAGCCGUCUGCAAGGCCACCACACACGAAGUCAUGGGCCCCAAGAAGAAGCACCUCGACUACCUAAUACAGUGCACAAAUGAAAUGAAUAUGAAUAUUCCACAGCUGGCAGAUACCCUCUUUGAGAGGACCGCCAAUAGUAGUUGGGUCGUAGUAUUCAAGGCUCUAAUUACAACGCACCACCUCAUGAUGUAUGGAAAUGAGCGAUUUAUCCAGUAUCUUGCUUCCCGAAAUACUUUGUUCAAUUUAAACAACUACCUGGAUAAAAGUGCCAUGCAGGGUUAUGAUAUGUCUACCUUCAUCAGGCGAUACAGCAGAUACUUGAAUGAAAAAGCACUUUCAUAUAGGCUGGUAGCAGUUGACUUUACCAAAAUGAAAAGAGGGAUAGAUGGAGUGAUGAGAACUAUGAAUACGGAAAAACUGCUGAAAACACUUCCAAUUAUACAGAACCAGCUCGAUGCUCUUCUCGAUUUUGAUGCAAAUCCAAAUGAACUGACCAACGGGGUAAUAAAUGCAGCCUUCAUGCUUCUCUUUAAGGAUUCCAUCAGGCUUUUUGCAGCUUAUAACGAGGGGAUUAUUAACCUGUUAGAAAAGUACUUUGAUAUGAAGAAGAACCAGUGCAGGGAAGGAUUGGAUAUUUAUAAAAAGUUCCUAGCAAGAAUGACUAAAUUGUCCGAAUUCCUGAAAGUUGCAGAGCAAGUUGGAAUUGAUCAGGGUGACAUUCCAGAUCUAACUCAGGCACCGAGCAGCCUGCUUGAAGCAUUGGAACAGCAUCUGGCCUCUCUGGAAGGGAAGAAAACAAAGGAAGUGUCAGCUGCUAGCAGGGCUAGUACCUUAUCCAGCGCUGUGUCCACCCUUGCCAACACAGGAAUGUCUUUUAGCCGAAUGGACGAGAAGGAGAAACAACAAGCAUUAGAAGAAGAACAGGCUAGGCUGCAAGCACUUAAGGAGCAGCGAUUAAGAGAGAUUUCGGUGGUCUCGAAUUCUGCCUCCACAACCGAAUCUCCAAGCGCUUUAUCGGGAAAAAGCGUGAAUGUCACUGCAGCCCCGGCACCCACAACCAAUAGUAUGCCCAAUCUCUCUAGUGAUCUCUUUGACCUUCAGCCUGCAUUCGUUCCAACUGUCCAGAGCACUCCGGCUAUAGCCUCCUCUUUGGGCAGUGCCUGGGGAACAGGUCCUUUCUCAUCAUCCAAUGGAUGUGUUGGUUCUCCUCCACAUCUGGACAUCUUCGACAUGGAGCCGGUCGAAGAAGCCGUAAAAUCCACCUCCCCUCUCGUCACUUCUACCUUUUCCUCCAAACAAACGGUGGAACUGUUUAGUGAUGACUUUAGUGCUCCUACGGCUGUCUACGCUUCCGUGUACCCCACCGUGACAUCUGACGGAUUCCCCCUCCGGUCAACCCCGCAGAAUCCUACUGCUUCAGCCAUUAACGUGGAUUUCGAUGCCGUGUUUGGAGCCAAGUCAGUCGCGCCGGAAUACGGGACCACGAGCGAUGAUGUGCUCCAACCCACAGGAGCCGCACGAGGCCAGCGAGCCGCUGUCCAGCCGGGUGGGAAAAUUUUAGCCAAUGACCUGGAUUCUUCUCUGGCUAACCUGGUGGGAAAUCUUGGAUUUGGAGGAACCCCAUCGAAAAAGUCGGAUAUGCAGUGGAGUCAGCCUUCGGAGAAGAAACUAACCGGGGGAACAAACUGGCAGGCGAAGACGAGCACGUCCACCACCACUUGGACCCCCGCCCCCAUCCCUCCCGCUCCUCAUAUGGUGCCUGCCCCGGCGACUUACCCGAUGACUACGCCCCAAGUGCCUGUGUAUGGAAUGGUGCCGCCUCAGCUCGGAGCCACGCCGCUGAUGGCUCCGCAGCCCGUGAUUUACACGCAGCCGGGCCUGAGGCCCACCAACCCCUUCGCUCCCGUCUCCGGAACUCAGAUGCAGUUCAUGUAGCACCUUCCGAGCAACAAGACAUGGGAACCACCAGACAUCGGUUCCCGAGGAGACCUCUCCAGCCCCCCAGGCCGGAAGGGUUCCAACUCGGCCUCGCUCUGUCGUGCUAUAAAAUCCCUUUCAAUCGCAGCUCUCUAGAGAGUCUUGUUUCUAACAGUCACCGCGGGACGGGACCGCGCUCGCCGGUCUCCGCCGGGUCACGUCACCAACCCCGAACCUCUUGGGUCGAAAAGGUAAUCGCAGUUGAAGGAAAGAGAAGGCCCCAUGGGCGGAAGGACCUCUGAGUUUGGAGCGGGGUCGUGGCAGCAGAAAGGACCCCGGGGCCGAGUGUCUGUCGUCGGCCCACCCAUCUCCCUCGCCCCGGCGAACCACGGCCGAAGCCGGCACCCGGCGGAAUGCGGGCGUUGAAGUUUCCGCGGGCUGGGCCCACGCGGGUGCCAACCUCUGAUCGUAUCUCUGGCAGGCCGACUACAGCGACCUCAGCCACCUCCUUUCCCUUUUCCGAUUGCUCCAUGUAAUGCACAAAUGUUGUACUGUGAGUUUGAAAUGCUGUGAAUCGAGCCCCCCUCCGCGCGCCGAUCGGCCCCUUGGCCCGGCGACCCUACGUGCCGCCCGGUGGAGUGGGAGUUCCUGGCUCACCCUCGAACUCACGACCCAUGUCAGGGCUGAGAAAGUCUGUCAGGUUCCCGAGCAAGGGGCACCCCUCGGAGCCAAGGGGCGGCAUAAGCCGCCCUCCUUUCCCGCUCCCCCCCCGUCUCCAGCCGCCAGCAUCGCCUGGGGUUAGCGGCCCCAGGGGCGGCGGGGAGCAGGAGGGGGGUCGGGGGACCCAGUGGAGGUCUCAUCUACGGCCGUCAGGAGUGGUGCCCGCGAUCCCGGCUGGGCCGGUGGUCAAAGUUCAGGAGGGCCCCGUGUUGGAGACCAGAUCACUAGAUUCCCAGAGAUGGCGAGCCUUAGAGUAUAUAUAGAUAUCCUAUAUAUAUAUACAAAUAUAUAUACCUCUCUAUAUAUACAGCUUAUGGCCACUUGUUCAGAGACGCCCCGGGAAUGACAAAAUUGACUUUUUUUUUAAGCUUGUAAAUAUAUGUAAACUUUUCUGCACAUCAUUUCUGUAACGCUACAAGACGCUGUCUUCUUUUCUAGGAUUUUCAAACUGGACUAUUACUGAAGAAAUUCCGUUAAAUUUCUUUCGUAACAAAAUGAUCUUUCCCAAAAACCUAAUUACCUUACCUCUAAAAAGAACAGGGGGCAGUGGAGCCAGGCGUACUGCCCAGAAGGCUUUCUGCAGGAGGUAACCUUUCCUCCACCUAUUUAUGAGACAUGGGAAAGCUUGGACGCUGUGAGCCGUCAAAAAACGACCCACUUUUUUUCUUUUUUCCAUAAAGACGUCGGAGACUGAAAGUCGUGACUACGUAAAAGUCUUGUCGUCUCUGGCCUUUAUAUCUCCGGUGCGGGAUUCACUUCCCAAAUUUUAGAGGCCGGAUAUAGGAGAUGGGGGGGAGAGGGGAUGGGAAGCAUCCCUGAGGGCCCAGAAGGCUCUCAUUCUGCCAACCAAGUUCAGCCAUCGCCAGGAUGCAUUUUUUGCUUUUCAACAGCCACCUGUAUAAAUGAAUGACUCUUAUCUGGGGGCGCAUCACUGGCCAUGAGGUCAUUAGAUUUAGGAUGCUGAGAUCGCGUUCUAUUUGAUGAGUUACCCAUCCGGCCCCGCCCUCUGGUAAACCUCUGAAAUACAGCACUUAGUGAAUUUUGUGUAUCUGUUAUUUGACCUAGCAAGUAUGCUGUUGAUUUUGUGCCAAGAAUGCAAGGGAAACGUUCUUUUAUUCCCCUUUCAGCAAAAUAUUUCAUUAAAAAAUGAGUGCGUGAA
Messenger RNA from Ornithorhynchus anatinus (platypus), 4033 nucleotides. Its product is annotated as phosphatidylinositol-binding clathrin assembly protein-like. Gene Ontology annotation, cellular component: clathrin-coated vesicle; synaptic vesicle; clathrin-coated pit. Gene Ontology annotation, molecular function: 1-phosphatidylinositol binding; SNARE binding; phosphatidylinositol-4,5-bisphosphate binding. The coding region runs from base 166 to 2172 and encodes 668 amino acids. The transcript has 21 exons. The record is from RefSeq and is a predicted model, not a curated record. Lineage: Eukaryota; Metazoa; Chordata; Mammalia; Monotremata; Ornithorhynchidae. Gene Ontology annotation, biological process: clathrin coat assembly; clathrin-dependent endocytosis; synaptic vesicle budding from presynaptic endocytic zone membrane.